Molecule: messenger RNA, 2062 nt
Organism: Oncorhynchus masou masou (cherry salmon)
Lineage: Eukaryota; Metazoa; Chordata; Actinopteri; Salmoniformes; Salmonidae
Product: keratinocyte-associated protein 2-like
Exons: 5
Coding region: 145-555 (136 amino acids)
Source: RefSeq, a predicted model, not a curated record
AUUCGACACCUACGUGUGCCACCUCUCAUAGGUUCCGGGUAGCAGAAACGGACUUUGUUCCUGGAGCUGCCUGUGUUUUGAAAGGAUAUCGAAAACGCAUGAUAUUCUGUGUCAAAAACGUAAUUAUUGCUUAAAUAUCAAAACAUGGCGGUGAACACAGGCACAUCCCUGGUUCUAUCUAGUCUGUUCUCUGUGUUGGUGUUUGCUGGGAUGCAGAUGUUCAGCAGACAGCUGGGCUCUACAGAGUUGCACACCAUCCUGGGAGGCUUCCUGGGCUCUGUCCUCUUUAUCUGCUCCCUCACAGCCUUCAGUAACCUGGAAAACCUCAUCUUCGGCAAGGGAUUCCAGGUCAAGAUCUUCCCAGAGAUCCUGGUGUGCCUGUGCCUCUCUCUGUUUGCCUCUGGGCUGGUGCACCGUGUGUGUGUCACUACAUGUCUGAUAUUCUCUCUGUUCGCCCUCUACUACAUCAACAAAGUGUCUGCUGCUCUGUACCAGGCAGCCAUUCCCACGGUAAUGCCAGCCAAGGCUGCCAGCAAGGGCAAGAAAAAGAACUAAGUCACUAAUUAGAUCAAACUUUCAUACCGUCAUCCAAUCAGCAUCCACUACAAUGGCUAACCAGGCAAGGGGGAAAUGGUGUAGGUUAGCCAAUGACAGUGUACCCCAGUUUCCUUUUUGCAGGUCGUGCCAACCAGCAUUCCUAGAUAUUUUCCUUGACUUCUUAACUCUUUGAUCACUGAUCUCCAAGGACUGGACACCUCUCAGCAGUAUAGAUAACCUGAGACCUACCCAGCCCAUCCAUACACUGUUCUCAGCAGUAUAGAUAACCUGAGACCUACCCAGCCCAUCCAUACACCUUUCUCAGCAGUAUACAUAACCUGAGACCUGCCCAUCCAUACACUGUUCUCAGCAGUAUACAUAACCUGAGACCUACCCAGCCCAUCCAUACACUGUUCUCAGCAGUAUAGAUAACCUGAGACCUACCCAGCCCAUCCAUACACUGUUCUCAGCAGUAUAGAUAACCUGAGACCUACCCAGCCCAUCCAUACACUGUUCUCAGCAGUAUAGAUAACCUGAGACCUACCCAGCCCAUCCAUACACCUUUCUCAGCAGUAUACAUAACCUGAGACCUACCCAGCCCAUCCAUACACUGUUCUCAGCAGUAUACAUAACCUGAGACCUACCCAGCCCAUCCAUACACCUUUCUCAGCAGUAUACAUAACCUGAGACCUACCCAGCCCAUCCAUACACUGUUCUCAGCAGUAUAGAUAACCUGAGACCUACCCAGCCCAUCCAUACACUGUUCUCAGCAGUAUAGAUAACCUGAGACCUACCCAGCCCAUCCAUACACCUUUCUCAGCAGUAUACAUAACCUGAGACCUACCCAGCCCAUCCAUACACUGUUCUCAGCAGUAUAGAUAACCUGAGACCUACCCAGCCCAUCCAUACACUGUUCUCAGCAGUAUAGAUAACCUGAGACCUACCCAGCCCAUCCAUACACUGUUCUCAGCAGUAUACAUAACCUGAGACCUACCCAGCCCAUCCAUACACUGUUCUCAGCAGUAUACAUAACCUGAGACCUACCCAGCCCAUCCAUACACUGUUCUCAGCAGUAUACAUAACCUGAGACCUACCCAGCCCAUCCAUACACUGUUCUCAGCAGUAUAGAUAACCUGAGACCUACCCAGCCCAUCCAUACACCUUUCUCAGCAGUAUACAUAACCUGACACCUACCCAGCCCAUCCAUACACUGUUCUCAGCAGUAUAGAUAACCUGAGACCUACCCAGCCCAUCCAUACACUGUUCUCAGCAGUAUAGAUAACCUGAGACCUACCCAGCCCAUCCAUACACUGUUCUCAGCAGUCAUGAGGCCUGGGGUGGAGGAAAGGAAGCAGUUUGGGAUCUAGCCUGAAUUAUGUCUCUACAUUCCCUACAUCAUCCCCAUGUACUCAGCACUUGUUUCAAAAUGCUUGUUUACAGAUCCAUAUUUUUGAUUGAUGUCCUUUUUGUUUUGGUAUAAAAACUUUGUUGUUAAUGAAUUUGUAAUUAAAACCCAUUGAAAAUA